UGGCUCUGCCCAAAGGUAAGUCCCAGGCCCCAGUUCAAAGCCCCAUCCUACCCAUGCUGGUGUCCUCUUGACCCCUGCAUCCCCACCUAUCCAGAUGUCCUGGGCAUCUCCAGGGCUGUUCCUGCAGCUGGCCUGGCCCUGUCCACAGGUACACCAGCCGUGAUGCAGCAGCCACGAGUGGAAACGGAUAUCAUCGGGGCUGGUGAGGGGCCCCAGCGGGCAGUGCCCUGGUCGGCCUGGGUCACCCGUCUGGACUGGGUACGUUGGUGGGCAUGCCACAUGCCCCAGAGCUGGGCCCAGUGGUGGACCACGUCAGGCUGGCGGCAACCACUACAGCGCAUACUAUGGGGUCUGGAGGGGAUACUCUACCUGCUGCUGGCACUGAUGCUGUGUCAUGCACUAUUCACAACCGGCUCCCACCUGCUGAGUUCCCUGUGGCCUGUGGUGGCUGUGGUAUGGAGCCAUCUGCUGCCAGCUGUCCUGCUGCUGGUACUCAGUGCCCUGCCUGCUCUACUCUUCAUGGCCUCCUUCCUGCUGCUCUUCUGCACGUUGCUGAGCCUCGUGGGCCUCCUUACUUCCAUGACUCAUCCAGGCUAUGCUCACGACUUGGACCAAUAGAAGGGCAACCCCA
Nannospalax galili (Upper Galilee mountains blind mole rat) is the source of this 631-nucleotide messenger RNA. RefSeq names its product transmembrane protein 239 (gene Tmem239). The record is from RefSeq and is a predicted model, not a curated record. Lineage: Eukaryota; Metazoa; Chordata; Mammalia; Rodentia; Spalacidae. The coding region runs from base 163 to 618 and encodes 151 amino acids. The transcript has a single exon.